GGGGAGGCUGGUGCUGAGCUGACCAUUCCUGUCCCUACCGGCACCACCGUCUGGCUCGAGCAGCACCAGAAAUUGCUGGGUGAGAUAAACUGUGCAGGGGACAAGGUGUUGGUGGCUCGAGGUGGGCAGAGCAGCAACCCCAGCAACCAGUACAAUGGGCAGAAGGGACAGGGACACAUUGUGAAGCUGGAACUGAAGCUGUUGGCCGAUGUGGGUCUGGUGGGCUUCCCUAAUGCUGGCAAGUCCACACUGCUGUGGGCCAUCUCCAGGGCCAGACCCAAGGUGGCCAGCUACCCCUUCACGACGCUGCAGCCAACCCUGGGUGUGGUGGAGUACAGUGACAUGCGGCGGCUGACCAUCGCUGACCUGCCAGGACUCAUUGAGGGUGCCUGGGCCAACGUGGGGAUGGGGCACCGCUUCCUGCGCCACAUGGAGCGGACACACUUCCUCCUCUUUGUGGUGGACAUCAACAGCUUCCGGCUGUCACCCAAACAGCCAUACCGCUCACCCACCGAGAAUGUCAUGCUGGUCAACAGGGAGUUGGAGCUGUAUUCACCUGACCUGCUGAGUAAGCCAGCACUCCUUAUGGUGAAUAAGAUGGACUCUCCCAAUGCUGAGUCUCGCCUGCAGGAACUCCUUCACAACAUUAAGAGGAUGGAGGACUAUGUGUUGUGUUGCUCCUGUGGUGCCAAACUCACAGAGAACUCAUGGGAUAACUUUGUAAACAUCUCCAUUCCACUGUCUGAGGCAUCUCAGCAGGUGACCAUCCUGGGACACCCCCACCUCAUGGUCCAGACCCACAGGAACCCUGCUGACCUUGCUUUUGACUUGGUGACUGUCAGGAGGUCAGGCUGCUCAGGAGUGGGAGAGGAUAUUUGAACCAGAAAGCAAAGCCAGCACAACCCACUUCAAAGCUUCCUUGGAGGGUUUCUAUGGACUCAUUCUAGAGAAACUGGUCACUGAGAAAUUCUCCUAAACACAGAGGCAGGCAGUCUCCCUAUUGAAGCAGGCUGAAGCUAAACACUUGAGGCAACAAGAUUCAAUCUACUUUUACAUUUCAGACUCUCUCCUCAUUGGCCUUCCCAAGCACCAGCAGUAUUAACACAAUGGCACAAGACAGGGAGGACAUGGUGCCUCUCGAUCCCGAGCUUCUGGCUGAGCUGGAGGAGGAAGCAGCCUCUCGCUAUACUGAGGAGGAUAACCAGUUUACAGAGGUUAAGUGGUGGGACUUUGGCUGACACAUGGUGGCAGUUAGAGGAAAAUGCCAUCAUUAUUGGAGCAAGACAGCUGAAGGAACAGAACCCCAUGAUUCUUCUGGAUGUCAGUGUGAGUGGCGGAGCAUAUCAUGCUCUCCAGAAGCCUCAAACCUAGAAGCCAGGUGAUGUACUGUAACUCAGUUUACUCCAGUUUGGUGGCACAUUUUCUUGUAUGCAGUCCUGAUUUGUACCAUACAGUCACUCACUGUGUAAGUCUUUGACAUCACGAGAAAUUUGUGCACUUGUAUAUGCAUGCAUCACAAAAUGCUGCAGAUGGGAUGAGGUAAGUGAUACUUCAUAAAAAGGCACAUAUUUCUCAAGAAAAGUAAUUAAAACUGACCCAUAUUGUCAAUCAAAGCAAGUGGGAAGAACUUGAGUAUUGCCAUUUAGUAGGUAUUUUUGGCAUGCAGCUUCUCUGUGGUGAAUACAGUGGUAAAAAUAACUAACAUGCUAGUUGGCCACAUGCAACUCACCAAUCAUGUCAAGAUGUGCUGGCUGGACUUAUUUUACUCUAUCCUUCCACCUUCCUGUGAUUCUCUUCUCCUAUUACUCUCUCACCUUUCACCUUACUUGUUCAGCACUUCUGUCAGCUUUUCCUGCUCUCAUUCACCUUAAAUCUACUUGCAAAAAGUCCCUCCCUCCGUUAGGUGUUGGUCAGACAUCACUCUACCUUUUCCUCUCAUCAUUCACAGGCAAUAUUUUUACUGCUUCCCUGACACUGGUGGUGACAAUUCUUCAUCUGCUUGCAUCACUCAAGUAUGCUCAUCAUUAUCCUUCUUAAAUAUAAAUAUUUCCAGUCACUAACUGUCACUGAAAGCAUAGCCCUAACAUUCUUCCUCCAAUUUAAUUUCUUUGAAGUGCACCACACAACUACACCUUAAACUACACACAGUGGAACCUCGGUUCGUGAACAUUCCUAUUUAUGAACAAAUCACUUCAUGAAUAUUUUUUUAGAAUUUUUGCCAUGGUUCUUGAACAGUGUUUCUGUGUGUGAAUGCACAAACACCCUGCAGACCCCCUCAGCUGGCAAGCACACACACACUUGUGUUUUGGCAUGCCUGCCGUGAACAUUGUGACUAUCACACACUGGCAAGUCACCCAAGUCAGGUGCCUUCCCAGCUGUUGGAGAGGAGCUAGACCUGGAUCUCCUUUACCCCAUUCCACCUCUAGUAAAUUGCAUGCCUUCUUAUUUAGCUGGCCUCUUUUUACUUUACUUUCAGGAUGGUUAUAAAGAUGAUAAUGAUUGGAGAGAAAAGACACCAUCUCGCCUUGCACCAAACAUGCACUGGCUGGAAGGAAGUACUGGAGCAAGACUGUAAAGGAGGGAUUUUUCUGCAUAACAGUAUGUGCUCUAUUGUCCAAUUACAUUUCACCUCAUGUCCCAUUAUCUGGAUGCCCAAAGAAAGAGUGCAUCUGUUAGACAGGUUUAUAAGACGUGAGGUUGUCAAGAAUUCCUGGAUCACAGACACAAGGUGGAAUUUGGGAAGCAUGUGCUGUCAUGAGUAGUGCAACAAUCCCCAUUUUACAUAGACUUUUAUGCUCAAAUAUUUCCUUCCAGCCAACCCAUGCCUGGUGCAAGGCAAGAUUUUGUCUUUUCCUCUCAAAUAACUCUUUCCAACCAUUCUGAAAGUUGAAAUAGGAAGUGGCAGACUUAAUUAAUUUAUGAAGGCAUGUGAUUUAGAGAUGGAGUAAGGUAAGGGCUCCCAGGUCAAACAGCUGGGAAGGCACCUGACCUUCAUAUCAGUGACAUGAUAUAGCCUGAUGUCCAAGAAACUUACACCUUUCUGUGGUUACUGUAACUUCAUUCUUGUCAAAGAAAAAAAAAAAAAAAAAUAAUAAUAAUAAUAAUAAUGCAGUUUCUGAGAUUGGAAUAGAUGAAUUGUAUUUUAAUUAAUUUAAAUGGGAAAACUUGUUUUGGUUUGUGAACUGAGGUUUCUACUGUACAUAGAUCCCAACAAAGUUCAGAAUCCCCUGAAUCCCUCCUCUCUACUCUAUAGCAGCUCCUUGUCUCCUUGUCUAUGAAAUGACCAGUAUUUGAUAUGUUCCAGCACUGCAAGAAGAGCCUGCCUAAGCUGCCAAUACUCCCUGCUGACAGAUUUGACCUCAACAGACAGUGCAGAGGCAACUUUAGGCAUCAAGACUACAGGAAGGAAGGAGGCUGCACGGAUCAAGGGGAGUACAGAGGUCAUGGGAAUUAUAGGGAUCGUGGGAAUUACAGGGAUCACAGGAGGGAAUAUUCUGACCACAGGCAAGGGAGGUUUGUCAGUGACCACAGAGAUCAUGAUGACAGCAGAAGGGAUAGCGAGAAGAGGAAGUACAGGUCUGAGAAGGAGAGUGAUGAGUAUGGAAGAAGGAAUUACCAGUCCAGCAAAUACUACAAUGGGUGGGGGGGGGUGUCAUCCUGUUGAGUUUUGUGAAUCCAGUGGCUGGUAUAUUUAUCUUUCAUCAGGGACUUCACACAAGCUUCCACGCCAUUAAUUCUUUGACCAUUACCAAAGGUUACUGACAUUUAAUUUACAUUUAAAUGCCUGCCUGCCUGUCUGUUCAUAUCUUUCUCUCACAAUGUACUCACCAUUCACUUGUGAACAUUUAGAUUUUUAGGAAAUAUUUUUGAGCAAGUUCCUUCAUCACAAGGCAACCAUCUACUAAAAAGAAAAAAAAAUGGAAUAUAUGUUGGCAUUUCCUUGAUUGCUUUUGGUGUUAGUGUGUGACUUUCCAGAGUGACAAUACAAGUGUUAUCCCCACUACAAGUCAUGCACUAUAUAUAACAUCACUGAGUAUCUUUUCUCUCAUUUUCAUAUAAAUGUUUGUAACAUUUUCAUAUAAAUGUAUGCUAACUUUUAUGUGGACUUACUGUAAGAUUUUUUAAAAGUAAAGUAUUUUUCCAA
Messenger RNA from Scylla paramamosain (green mud crab), 4144 nucleotides. RefSeq names its product GTP-binding protein 10-like. Lineage: Eukaryota; Metazoa; Arthropoda; Malacostraca; Decapoda; Portunidae. Gene Ontology annotation, cellular component: mitochondrion. The record is from RefSeq and is a predicted model, not a curated record. The transcript has 10 exons. Gene Ontology annotation, molecular function: GTPase activity; GTP binding. The annotation marks the transcript as partial.